Penicillium maclennaniae is the source of this 540-nucleotide messenger RNA. It is a transcript of the gene cyp3, whose product is annotated as putative peptidyl-prolyl cis-trans isomerase. The record is from RefSeq and is a predicted model, not a curated record. NCBI's taxonomy places the organism in Eukaryota, Fungi, Ascomycota, Eurotiomycetes, Eurotiales, Aspergillaceae. Gene Ontology annotation, biological process: protein folding; protein peptidyl-prolyl isomerization. Bases 1 to 540 code for a protein of 179 amino acids. Gene Ontology annotation, molecular function: peptidyl-prolyl cis-trans isomerase activity. The transcript is spliced from 4 exons. Gene Ontology annotation, cellular component: intracellular membrane-bounded organelle.
AUGGCUGAAUCUAUCGCACCCGAUGCCAGCAACCCGAUAGUCUUCUUUGAUAUCGCUCUCGCGGGCGAGCCACUGGGUCGAGUGAAAAUGGAACUCUUUGCCAAUGUCACCCCACGUACUGCGGAGAAUUUCCGACAGUUCUGCACCGGCGAAAGCAAAAACCCCAAGGGCCAACCACAGGGCUAUAAGGGAAGCAAAUUCCAUCGAGUUAUUAAAGACUUCAUGAUUCAAGGGGGCGAUUUCAUCAAUGGAGAUGGAACAGGAAGCUGCACUAUCUAUGGCAGUCCAAAAUUCGCUGAUGAGAAUUUUGCGCUGAAGCACGAUCGCCCGGGUCUCCUCAGCAUGGCCAAUUCAGGCCCAGAUACGAAUGGCUGCCAAUUUUUUAUCACUACCACGGCAACACCAUUUCUGAAUAACAAGCAUGUGGUUUUCGGCCAGGUCAUUGAUGGGAUUGAUGUCGUGCGCAUGGUCGAACACACUCGAACCACGCGAGACAAGCCUAAUCAAGAUGUAACGAUUGUGCAAUGUGGAGAAAUGUGA